This is a messenger RNA of Triticum aestivum (bread wheat), 2130 nucleotides long. Its product is annotated as cysteine--tRNA ligase CPS1, chloroplastic/mitochondrial. Gene Ontology annotation, cellular component: cytoplasm. Gene Ontology annotation, molecular function: ATP binding; cysteine-tRNA ligase activity. The transcript has 9 exons. Lineage: Eukaryota; Viridiplantae; Streptophyta; Magnoliopsida; Poales; Poaceae. The record is from RefSeq and is a predicted model, not a curated record. The coding region runs from base 167 to 1858 and encodes 563 amino acids. Gene Ontology annotation, biological process: cysteinyl-tRNA aminoacylation.
GCGUCUUAAAAUUUCUCCAAGUAAUCCCCACAAAUUAAAGGCAGGGAUAGCACCGCAAAUUCCCGUUCGCUUACCAGUGCUGUCCUCCCCUGCUCGCUGCCCCCCCGCCGCCGCCGUUUCUAGGGUUAGCGCGUCUGCCCCACCCUUCCCUCCGUCCUCGGUCGGGAUGGCCGAGAACACGCCGCAGCCGGCGGCCACCCUUCUCUCCAACCUCACUGUCGCGGAGGGCACGACGGCGACUCCGGCCGCAACCGCUCUCCCCUCCGCCCCCGCGACCGCGGUGGUGGGCACGCCGUCGCCGCCGCCGCUGCAGCUCUUCAACUCGAUGACGAAGAAGAAGGAGCCCUUCGUGCCGCGCGUCGAGGGCAAGGUCGGCAUGUACGUCUGCGGCGUCACGCCGUACGACUUCAGCCACGUCGGCCACGCCCGCGCCUACGUCGCCUUCGACGUCCUCUACAGGUAUCUUAAAUUCUUGGGGUAUGAAGUUGAAUAUGUGCGCAACUUCACUGAUAUCGAUGAUAAGAUUAUUAAACGGGCAAAUCAAAAUGGUGAAACUGUUACUAGCUUGAGCAGUCGGUUCAUCGCUGAGUUCCUCACUGAUGUGGCUGAGCUUCAGUGUCUGCCCCCUACUCACGAGCCACGCGUGACAGAGCAUAUUGACAAUAUCACUGACUUAAUCAAAGAGAUAAUCAAGAAUGACAAGGCCUAUGUUGUAGACGGUGAUGUUUACUUCUCCGUCGACAAUUUUCCCGAAUAUCUCAGUUUAUCUGGCAGGAUACUGGACCACAAUCGUGCUGGUUCACGGGUUGCUGUCGAUACAAGAAAGCGGAACCCUGCAGACUUUGCAUUGUGGAAGGCUGCUAAGGAAGGUGAGCCUUCUUGGGAGAGCCCUUGGGGUCAGGGAAGGCCAGGAUGGCAUAUUGAAUGCAGUGCAAUGAGUGCUCACUAUUUAGGGCAUGUGUUUGAUAUUCAUGGUGGAGGGAAAGAUUUGAUAUUUCCUCAUCAUGAGAAUGAGCUUGCACAAAGUCGAGCAGCUUAUCCAGAAAGUGAGGUCAAAUGCUGGAUGCAUAAUGGCUUUAUUAACAUUGAUGAUCAGAAAAUGUCAAAAUCAGUUAAUAACUUCUUCACGAUCAGAGAUAUUAUAACUCUGUAUCAUCCUUUGGCGCUGAGAUUUUUCCUGAUGCGCACCCAUUAUAAAUCAGACGCGAAUCAUUCUGAUAAAGCACUUGAGAUUGCAUCUGAUCGUGUGUACUACAUUUAUCAGACUUUAUAUGACUGCGAUGAAGUGGUGUCUCUGCAUGGUGAAGAGAAUACAUCUGUCCCAGUCCCAGCCGAGGAGCAAAAACUGGUUGAGGACCACGAUAAAGCUUUUUUGGAAUCAAUGUCAGAUGAUCUUCGAACGACAGAUGUGCUGGAUGGCUUCAUGGAGCUGCUGAAGGCAAUAAACGGCAAUUUAAAUGAUUUGAAGAAGCUGCAGCAAAAACUGGAACAACAAAAGAAGAAGCAACAGCAGCAAAAGAAGCAGCAGCAGAAGCAACAGCGGCCACAGAAGCAGCCGGAAGAUCACAUUCAAGCUCUGAAUGCACUGGGAGCAGAAAUUAAACACAAGCUAUCCAUCCUUGGUCUGAUGCCACCCUCUCCUUUGGCAGAGGUACUGAAGCAGCUGAAGGACAAGGCACUGAAGCGGGCAGGGCUGACCGAGGAAUCGCUGCAGGAGCAGAUUGAGCAGAGGAUCGCCGCGAGGAACAACAAGCAGUUCGACGUGUCGGACCAGAUCAGGAAGGAGCUCGCGGGCAAAGGCAUCGCCCUGAUGGACGAGCCUACCGGGACGGUGUGGAGACCAUGCGAACGGGAGUAGUCGGUGAUUAAUAUGUGCCUGGUUUAACAGAUGACAGUGUACAACGGACGGAUCUUAUUGCGCUGGUGCAGAUUUUACUCAUGCAAUAUCGCCAGUUUUGGACGUGGUGUUUCUGUAGGGGUUCCAAGUUGACUCAAGAGACGAGGCCCGUGUUGUGUCGGUUGUUGCGUAGGAGGACAAAUUGAAGGGUCCUCCGUAUAUUGGUAUACUUCACUAUUAUUAGUCUCCCGUGUUGAAUUUGAAUGAAUGAAAUGGUGAAGUUGGGCGUCGUA